Molecule: messenger RNA, 1418 nt
Organism: Rattus rattus (black rat)
Lineage: Eukaryota; Metazoa; Chordata; Mammalia; Rodentia; Muridae
Gene: Ldhal6b
Product: lactate dehydrogenase A like 6B
Exons: 1
Coding region: 102-1250 (382 amino acids)
Biological process (GO): carboxylic acid metabolic process
Cellular component (GO): cytoplasm
Molecular function (GO): L-lactate dehydrogenase (NAD+) activity
Source: RefSeq, a predicted model, not a curated record
GCAGUGGGAGGAAGGGCUGCGUCUGUACUGCCUGACAACCGCCGUCCUGGCCUCAACUGUCUUCCUCUUCCUGUUCACUUCUUCCAUUUGAGUGCGCAGCCAUGGCCUGGGCUGUAAGCAUCCUGAGGGCCAGAAGAAGAAUGGGUACAGUCAGGGUAGAUUUCAAGGACUUGGGCGUAGCUUUAUGGCCCAGUCAGGUGCUGCGUGUCCCUCCCAACCGGGCCUGGUGGAGCCUCACCCCCACGUCCACCAUGGCGACUGUGAAAGGUAAACUUCUCCAGCACGUCAGCUCCGAAGAACCCGUUCUCCACAACAAGGUCUCCAUUAUAGGAACUGGAUCCGUCGGCAUGGCCUGUGCCAUCAGCAUCAUAGCGAAAGGCUUGACUGAUGAGCUUGCUCUUGUUGAUAGUAAUGAAGGAAAAAUGAAGGGUGAGACCAUGGAUCUCCAGCACGGCAGUGUCUUCAUGAAAAUGCCAAAUAUUGUUUGCAGCAAGGAUUUCCACGUCACUGCCAACUCUGAGGUAGUGGUUAUCACAGCGGGAGCACGACAAGAGAAAGAUGAGACGCGUCUAAAUUUAGUCCAGCGAAACGUAUCUAUCUUUAAGAUAAUGUUUGCCAAUAUUGUCAAGUACAGCCCUCGCUGCAAAAUUAUCAUUGUUUCCAACCCAGUGGACAUCCUAACUUACGUAGCGUGGAAAUUGAGUGGGUUUCCCAAAAACCGUGUUAUUGGAAGUGGCUGUAACCUAGAUACAGCUCGUUUCCGUUACAUGCUUGGGCAGAGGCUUGGGAUCCACUCUGAAAGCUGUCAUGGGUGGGUCCUUGGAGAGCAUGGAGACUCAAGUGUCCCUGUGUGGAGUGGUGUAAACAUCGCUGGUGUGCCUCUGAAAGAGCUGAAUUCAGCUAUAGGAACUAACAAAGACCCGGAGCAGUGGGGCAAUGUCCACAAAGAAGUCAUCGCCAGUGCCUAUAAAAUUAUCAAAAUGAAAGGCUAUACUUCCUGGGCCAUUGGCCUGUCUGUAGCUGAUAUUGCAGAGAGUAUUCUGAAGAAUCUCAGGAAAACGCACCCAGUUUCCACCAUAAUAAAAGGUUUAUACGGAAUAAAAGAAGAGGUGUUCCUCAGUAUGCCUUGUGUCCUGGGAGAGAAUGGCAUAUCUGAUAUUAUAAAAGUGAAGCUGAGCCCUACGGAGGAGGCCCAGAUGGUAAAGAGUGCAGACACUAUUUGGAAAAUCCAGAAAGAUAUCAAGUUUUAAGUCACCCUUGUAAAGAUAUUGAUGACAGAAGACGCAGUGAUGCCCAGUGUGGGGUGACUGGAGUCUGAAAGCUGGAGCGCCUCCCUUUAGGUCGCCUGUUGUGUAGCACCCAGUGGCUGGGGACUUUACAGUUUCUGGGUGACAGCAUUAAAGGUACUUUUGACUUUA